Messenger RNA from Ruditapes philippinarum (Manila clam), 1718 nucleotides. RefSeq lists its product as uncharacterized. The coding region runs from base 9 to 1718 and encodes 569 amino acids. NCBI's taxonomy places the organism in Eukaryota, Metazoa, Mollusca, Bivalvia, Venerida, Veneridae. The record is from RefSeq and is a predicted model, not a curated record. The transcript is spliced from 13 exons.
CGUAUGGUAUGACAGAGUUGAUUCUAAAUCAACAAACCCUCUACGAACUGCAUCAAGAUAUAGAUUUUGAAUGGUAUUACAUUGACUGUCUGCGUUUACUUGAGGUAGUUAUGAUUGACAUCAAGUCUACAAAUUUGGGAGAUACAUAUUUUAAAUGUUUUGUCAAUGAUGUUCCUGGGAAUUUUGAGGACUCUUCGGUUUGUAACACAGAAACUACCACUCUUCCUGGAAAAGUAUACCUAAGGAGAACACGAGGUCGCUUUUUUACAUUUGGAUUGAAGGCAGACAUAACAGGAAACAUGUCAUUUCAGGUGUACAUAUCGAGUAUAGAAGCACAAAAUGGUGAGCCAUGUUUUGAAAGUAUUGAAAUAGACGACAAACAGGUACCAAACACUCAGAUCACUGUUUCUUCUGGAACCACAGAACAAAUAUCUACAAAUACAAACACUAUUUUUACUGGUUGGAUUCAUGAUGCUACAGAUCUGAGACCUUGGAUUUUGGUGGAUUUAAUUGAUGUUACAACAAUAGAAGGAGUUGGUGUUUACGUUUCGAAAGACUGUGACAUGUGGACCACUUUCAGUUUUUAUUUCGGCAACAAUAAGGAUACAUUACAGGCAUACAAAGACAUGGAAUUUAGAAUAUUCCCACCUGAAAACUUUUGGAAAAGAAAUCAAGUGUUCAUUCUGCCGAGACCAAUCAAUGGAAGAUACGCAAAGUUCAAACAUUCAUUUGAAAAGCCAACAAGCAAAUCAAGAUGUUUAAAUUUCAAGUUGUUUGGCUGUAAACUGACACGUAUAACUGACAUCAGCAGCAUCGAAUCAUCUGAAAUGCUACCUCUCGAAUAUGAAUUGUUAUCUGGAGAUUCAACUGUCUUGAAUACGAAUCUUACAAGAUGUAUCGAACUUUGUAGUAUUCAGAAAAGUUGUAGUGUUGCCAGUUUUAAAACUUUGUCUUACAAAACUAUAGAAGAGGAUAACGAACAUCAUGGACCAAAUGGAUCAAUCGAACCAGUCGGAAUGUGUAAUCACUACAUGUAUAGUCCUUUUGGAUUAUGGAAAAGUAAGAAGAUUACCGAUGAUGGACAAUGUUUCGCCAAACUACAAAACAUUGGAAUAAUGAUGUCGUUCCCGAGAGCUAAACGCAAAGAUGGAUUGUUCUUUGGUCACGUACAAUACGUAGAAAAAGACUCCAUUAUUACGUCCUUAAGUUACCCAUUCAGGACAAUUUUGGACAGUGAUCUACAGUGGAUUGUAAACUUCAAACCAAAUCAAUUUGCCAAAUUGGUUUUCACAAACGUCUCUUUAUCAGAGUGUGCACUCGUUGUUAAAACAUCGCACAUUGACAACAAAGAAUUUAUCAUUGGUGACGAUUUCAACAACGAAAUAUUCGUUAUAGAAACAAACAAAAGCUUGCUAUUUUUAACAACCAUUCUGAAAACAGUAUGGCCGCCAGUAAUAAAAUACCGGGCAAUCAUUACUGCUGAAGAAACCCCAGCCUGUCUUUCAAUCGAUUCACUUAGCCAAUCUAGAAGAACUAAAAGACGAAAGGAAAUUUGCACUGAGCCAACCAUGAUCCUUACGUCUCUUUCGGCUUUGAAUCUGUGUCAGCAUUGUGAAGAAGUGUUCACAAUUCAAGCCGGAAAACAUCAAAGCAUUGAUCUAACCUUCAUAUCUAUUGAACCAACUUGUGCAUAUUUUGAUUAUUCUCAUAUAAAAUAG